GCGGAGAAGAGGGAGCAUUGUGUACGGAACAUUUCUUCCUUUCUGAGUCAUACUGCAACGGAAAUGGAAAGAAUUCUGUCCCGUUUAAAGUGGAAAAAGGAAGAUUUAUUGAAGAAGGUCAACAGUUCCAAGUUGAUACACUGUCCAAUCAACUUCAGCCACAGAAUACUAGCAUCAAGACUUGAUAAACACUUAUCUGUUUGCCGGUACAAAACAAAGGGCAUAAUACCUCAGGAUGUUUGUACAAGCCCUGAAUUCUUCUACCAGACAUGCAAGGCAGUGAUACCAAUUACCAUAGAUGAAAAGCAGUAUAGUUCUUUCAAGAACUGCAGUGAAAGUGGAAAACUAGAUACUGCAGAGCACACCAGGGUCUGCAACAAGGUGGAACCAACAUGUUGUUCCAUGGUGGCAUCAAAAGAAGAAAGAUCUGCACAAGACACUCACAAUAUUAUUAUUGGUGGCAGAACUUGUCACAAUGAUUCAGCAGUUGAGAUAAGGUCAAUAAUGGCAUGGCAAGUGAUUCCAUCCUCUCACAUGCAACUAGAACUUCAUCUUCUCACACAAGAGAAAAUGAAGACUUGGAUCAUUGGGAAUUUGCCACAAGUCCAGUACUUGAGUUCUGUUGAAGGUGCCAGUGACCGCUUGGUGGAUUUUGUUUUGUCGUGCCUUCAAGAGAAGAAAGUUGCUCAUCCCAGUGGAAUGGAAGACAUGCUGAAAGAUUUUCUGGGAGAUGAGACAAAGGGUUUUGUUUUGAACUUGUGGAAGUUUCUCGCUGUUUCAGUCACCGAGGAGAAAAACUCUGCCAUCCACUAUCACAUGGAAAACAAGACGCAAUAUUCGUCAGCCAAUAGCUUUAAAACAAAGACAGAUGUUCCUGGCCACCCAGAACCUGUUGGAAGUUCCGCGAAAGAGAUCUCUCUCCCGAUGGAGCGGGUAAUAUUUGACCUCUCUCCCCAACAACGACUCACCGUCUAUGAGCACGUGAUACAGGCUGCAAAAGCAAAACGAGAAACAGACAAAAAAGAGAUGGAUUUAGAAGAAGUUUCUGACUCGAAUGAAUCUAAAGGAACAGAAGGUGAUCAACCGAAAACUCGUUUUGAAGUGUUGGCUGAACAGCGUGACUACAAACGUCGACGACAGAGCUACCGAGCAAAGAAUGUACACAUUACCAAAAGGAGUGCUGUUGAGGUAAUGCGUGACCUUAUCGAGACACAAAUGCACGUCUUAGAAAUGCAGUACAAAGAGGAACACGGCAUCUCUGGUAAUAAUUCUGAUGAAGGAGACGUAUCUAAAGAGGGGCGGGAAAAUAAAGCCGACCUCAAAGAUGGUACGAGACGCGAGACUAGAGACGAUGAAGAGACUCGACGAAUGGAACGAGACAGAAGUCAACACAGCGCAGGGAAUAAACGGGUGCGGUACUACGACGAAAGAGACUCAGAUACCAAGAGGUCGAGGAGAUAAUAAUGAACAAAUGAACCCUUUUUGAGAUUAACAAAUGAGGACGUAUUUGUGACUAUUUAAAUAAAAUUGGCUAGCUACGCAUGCAAGGGAUAUUUUUUUGGUUGGAUGGGCCACUUCGACAUCUCUUUUUCCAAAAUCUUGGUACAAGAGGACAAGACUCGAAGUAAUUUCCCAGUUGGCGCCAGUCAAUUUGUCGGAUCAGACCCAUUUUUGCUUGGAAACAAACCGAUUUGGGCUGGACAAAUAUGCACUGCGUCACUCUUUAUGCCAUGUUAAUGCACGCAUUCAAGUAUUACCUAGCUCAAUGUAUACACUCAGUUAAAUAUCAGUACUUUCAAUAUUUCGCAAGCUGACAAAUUUUGGACAUUAGUAUCCGAUUUCAGACAUGACUGUCCGAUUUUAGACACUCAUUUAGUGUCUGAUUUAAGACACUAUUGUCCGAUUUAGGAUGCUACUUUCCGGUUUUACACACUUGUGUCCGAUUUUGGGCAAUAGUAUCCGAUGUUGGACACUAGUGUCCGAUUUCAGACACUAGCGCCCGAUUUUAGGCUUUAUUGUCUGAUUUAAGACACUAGUUUCCGAUUUUACACACUUGUGCCCGAUUUUAGACACUAGUGACCGAUCUCAGCCACUAGUGUCCAAUUUUAGACAUGAGUGUCCGAUUUCGGUCACUGGUGUCUCUUUUUUGGACACUAGUGUUCAAAAUCGAACACUAGCGUCUUUAAUCGGACACUGGAGUCUCAAGUCGGUGUCUAGUGUCCGAUUUUAAACAAUCUGGUAGUAUCGUCUUUCCCUCUUCUUCGUCAAUAACGUCAAUAAAAUAAUUAAAACCAGAA
Molecule: messenger RNA, 2297 nt
Organism: Stylophora pistillata
Lineage: Eukaryota; Metazoa; Cnidaria; Anthozoa; Scleractinia; Pocilloporidae
Cellular component (GO): cytosol; nucleoplasm; U12-type spliceosomal complex
Source: RefSeq, a predicted model, not a curated record